AGCCUGAAGCCACCACUGCAGCUGGCUCGCCCUUCACUUCACCAAUUCUACUUCUGACCGACCCCGAACGACUUGUCACUCCCGACUCGCCGCGUUGAUAUCUAACCAAACCUAACCAACCAAAAAGUCUGAGAUAAUCAAACAUCCAGAACAACCAGCUUUACGGUUUACAACCUAACGCCCACAUAAUUUUAAAAGAAGGGCAGGUGUACUGCCUAGCGUGUGUGCGUGUGUCGCGGUCUCUCGAGUGUCCCACCCGUCCUUCCCCAACCAGUCAUGUCGUCAAAGACCUCCAGAAAUCAUGACGCUCGGAGUCCGGGGCGGUACGAUUACGAGGAUGCGGAUCGAGGCAGAGGUCGGCGGGCGCGCUCCGAUUCUAGGGAGAAGAAAGGUUCAUCGCCGCAUGCAAGAAAGCAUGGGCAAAACGUUGAUAUGGAGAGGGAACGGAGCCGUGAGCGGCGGAAAAGGGAUGAUAUGAGGCCCCCACCGCCGACAGCUACCAGGAGACGCUCGAGAGGACGAAGUCGGAGUGCGGAGACUCGGCGUUCUGCAAAGCAUGACGAACGCUCUCCACACCGUUCAAAGCGCCAUCGCCAUUCACACUCACCACGCCACGGAUCCCAUCGACACAGGAAGCGGCAUGCUUCGAUAUCACCCACAGAUAAGCGACGGCGGAGUCGCUCUCCGGGUCAUACUUUCACCAAGCACAAGAGGCCAAAACGACCACGUACUAGAUCUCGAAGUCCGCCAUCCAACAUCAAGCAUGGGACACGUGAUGCCUCACGUUCACCACCACCUGCACCAGGCUCUCCGCCACGAAAACACAAAUUAUCGGGCCGUCACCGGGAGCGUUCGGCAUCACCGCCUCGUCGACAUGCUGCGUCUCCAGCGCCUCCGCAAGCGGCUUACCGCAAGCGCUCUCCACCGCCUUCAAGACGCGAACCCGGAUCCCCCCCUCCACUACCACCUCUUAUUGAUCUCUCACCUCCACCACUGCCCCCUCGUUCCCGCGGAUACUCAGUCGAGAGGGGGUCCCGAAGGCCACCAUCGCCUCCUCCCCUGAAAUCUAGAUAUGUCAGCCCGCCCGCGCGUAGAGGUUCUUCGCCUCGGAGGGAACCUUCGAAGAAGAAUGAUGCGGACUAUCCUCCUCUCCGGCAUCGACAUUCACAGAGCAGAUCGGACAGGUCACCAUAUCGUGACAGGCCCGAUCAACCACCGCCACCGCCAUCAACACGUGCUCGUUCCCCUCCAGUACACGCAGCAUACUCACCACCUCCCAUGCGUACACGAUCGCCUCCACGUUCCGGUCGACCACCACGCGAACUAUUUCCUGACAGACGGCCAUCGCCACCGGCUGCGUCAUCAAGGUCCAAUCGCACGGCUCUGGAUCGUGGACCACCGGAACGUCGGAUCAGAGGUCGGCGGGAGGACGAUCACGGCCCAUCCGAAGGACGAAUACGGAGUCGCUCGCGAGAUUCAAACCGUGGCCCACCCCGUCGUCGGACUCCCCCUAGGUCGCCAAAGCGUGAUACAGCAGAACGACCGUCUAGUCGGCGUAGUGAUGUCCAUGACUCACAAUCCACCGUUGGCGAUUCUAGCAGCAAGGGGCAACCGGAAGGUCCAAGUAAUGGACCAUAUGUGAACCCGGAGCGACAACGUCUGGUGCAGGAUCGUCCCGAGCGUGGAAGAGGUCGAGGUCGAGGUCGUGGUCGCGGUGGUCGUGGUGGAGCAGAUCACCAUCGUAACCAGCCAUUGACCUUCGGUGGCGAAUUCCCAGCUCGAGGGCGGGGCUCAGCCAGAGGUGGUAGAGGCGGUGGCCACUCUGAAGCUCCAGGACGGCAGGACCAAUCUCCUCCAGCACCUACACAAGACCGAUUGCAGUCUGAGAGCCGGGACUCUCACGGCGGGUCUCCCGGGGCUCGCAGUCAUGACGAUCCAAGUCAACAGCUGUCUCCAGAGGUUAACGGCGAACGUCCGAUUCCUACCGGUCCCGCUGCCGACCAAAAGCCGCCCGAGAUGCAACAUGAAACCAAGCCCGUAUCUGGGGAAGAGCCAGUCAAGUCUUUUAAGAAGGUGCUUAGUGGUCCCGACAACACCGCUCCUGAAAACGCUCCUACGGCCCCCGCAGCGGAAAAGAUCAAGUUCACCAUGGCUAUACCUACAAAGUCUUCCAAGCCCGUGAAACCAGCACCAAAGGCCCUAGAUAUGAGGAUGGGUAAGUUUGCGACUGGCAGUAAUAGCGCACCACUGGGGGGUCGGACUAUCGACCUCACGGCCAGGCUCUCCCGAGUUAGACAGCCAGAACCGAGACCUACGCCGAACGAAGGUCCCCGCAGAGGACGCAGACGUAACUCACCGCGACAUGUCAGAGCUCCGUCUCCGCCACUUCCACCGCCGCCGCCACCUCCCCCUCCACCCCCGGGCCCCGAGAUUAUCGUCAAGGAUAUGCCGAUAUAUCAUAGGGUUAGCAUGGUUGGAGAGGGAACUUACGGCAAGGUCUACAAAGCUUCCAACAAUCUUACCAAAGAGUUGGUAGCACUAAAGAGGAUUCGAAUGGAAAAUGAAAAGGACGGUUUCCCGAUCACCGCUGUUCGGGAGAUGAAACUACUUCAAGCGCUCAAGCAUGAGAAUAUCGUUUCAUUGUUGGAAAUGAUGGUGGAAAAGAGUGAUUUUUACAUGGUGUUCGACUACAUGGAUCACGACUUGACCGGAAUUCUCAACCACCCCACGUUCAGACUCGAGCUCACACACAUUAAGCACCUGGCGAGGCAAUUUUUCGAUGCAUUGCACUACUUGCACCACCGUGGUGUCUUGCAUCGCGAUAUCAAAGGUUCCAAUAUCCUCUUGAACAACGACGGACAGCUGAAGAUCGCCGACUUCGGUCUGGCGCGCUUCUACACCAAGAACAGCAAGAAGGAAAUGGAUUAUACGAAUAGGAUCAUUACCCUUUGGUACCGUCCACCAGAGAUUCUUCUCGGUGCUACAGCAUACGGUCCCGCUGUCGAUAUGUGGAGCGCCGCCUGCGUCUUUGUUGAACUCUUCACCCGCGUCCCACUGUUUCCGGGCAGGACGGAAAUCGACCAGCUGGAUAUCAUCUAUAAGAUUCUGGGCAAGCCUACCGAGAAAGUGUGGCCGAAGUUGAAACAAAUGCCCUGGUACUCGCUCCUGAGGACGUCCGGUCUGAACCGGAAGAACAGAUUCCGGAAAAAGUUUGCCGAGCAAAUUCCGCCAUCCGCCAUGGACUUGAUCACACAACUCUUGCAAUACAACCCCGAACGGCGACCGACUGCUGAGGACUGCUUAAAACACCCAUACUUCUCCGAGGACCCGGCUCCGGAGCCACCGCUUGGCUUGCGAGACCUCCGUGGUGACUGGCAUGAGUACGAGUCUAAGAUGGAGCGCCGUAAAGAGCGCGACAACCAAAAGAAGCGACACGAUGCAGACCGCAAGAAGGCAAAGGAAGCGAGAGAAGUGGCCAAGCGUUCGGGACAGAAACAGGGACAAGCGGAAUACGAUCCUACGGGACCACCGGUUGAGGGUAGUAACGGGAAUGUCGUACCGGUGAAACGGAAGAUUGAAGCUGCUGUCGGUGGUGCUAGCGAUGACACGACAGGUUCAGAUCCUAAGAGGACCAGAAGCGAGGAGUAGAUGUUGUUAGUCGACGAUGAAGCACAUAUAUCUUCGCAGUUGUGUGUGCACAGGUAGCGGGAACUGACCUGCUACAUAUGGGGCGUUUCUUGCUUUCUUAUUUUUCUUGUAGUUUAUAUCGUUGAUU
Messenger RNA from Tricharina praecox, 3775 nucleotides. RefSeq lists its product as uncharacterized. The record is from RefSeq and is a predicted model, not a curated record. The transcript has 6 exons. Gene Ontology annotation, cellular component: cyclin/CDK positive transcription elongation factor complex; nucleus. Gene Ontology annotation, biological process: transcription elongation by RNA polymerase II; positive regulation of transcription elongation by RNA polymerase II; protein phosphorylation. Gene Ontology annotation, molecular function: RNA polymerase II CTD heptapeptide repeat kinase activity; cyclin-dependent protein serine/threonine kinase activity; ATP binding. The coding region runs from base 277 to 3648 and encodes 1123 amino acids. NCBI's taxonomy places the organism in Eukaryota, Fungi, Ascomycota, Pezizomycetes, Pezizales, Pyronemataceae.